This is a messenger RNA of Yarrowia lipolytica CLIB122, 1773 nucleotides long. RefSeq lists its product as uncharacterized. Gene Ontology annotation, cellular component: cytosol. Gene Ontology annotation, biological process: 'de novo' IMP biosynthetic process. The record is from RefSeq and is a predicted model, not a curated record. NCBI's taxonomy places the organism in Eukaryota, Fungi, Ascomycota, Dipodascomycetes, Dipodascales. Gene Ontology annotation, molecular function: phosphoribosylaminoimidazolecarboxamide formyltransferase activity; IMP cyclohydrolase activity.
AUGUCUGAACGUCAGAAAAUCGCCAUCCUUUCCGUCUACGACAAGACCGGUCUGCUGGACCUGGCCAAGGGCCUGGUGAAGAACAAUGUGCGGCUUCUCGCCUCCGGCGGUACUGCGAAGCUGGUGCGGGAGGCAGGAUUCCCCGUGGAGGACGUUUCGGCCAUCACCCACGCCCCCGAGAUGCUGUCGGGCCGAGUCAAGACGCUGCAUCCCGCGGUGCACGGUGGAAUUCUGGCUCGAAACAUCGAGUCGGACGAAAAAGACCUGUCUGCGCAGGGCAUUGACAAGGUGGACUUUGUGGUGUGCAACCUGUACCCUUUCCAGGACACGGUGGCCAAGAUCAACGUGACGAUCGAGGAGGCCGUGGAGGAGAUUGACAUUGGCGGCGUGACUCUGCUGCGAGCCGCAGCUAAGAACCACUCGCGAGUCACCAUUCUGUCCGACCCCCGAGACUACCACGCCUUUCUCAACGAGCUCGACCACGGCGCCAUUUCGGCCGAGACCCGAAACCGGCUCGCCCUCAAGGCGUUCGAGCACACCGCCGACUACGACUCCGCCAUCUCUGACUUUUUCCGAAAGCAGUAUUCGGAAGACCUGUCCCAGAUGCCUCUCCGAUACGGAGCCAACCCCCACCAGAAGCCCGCCCAGGCGUUCGUCCAGCAGGGUGAGCUGCCCUUCAAGGUCCUGUGUGGCUCGCCCGGCUACAUCAACCUGCUGGAUGCGCUCAACUCGUGGCCCCUGGUCAAGGAGCUGUCGGCCUCGCUCAACCUGCCCGCCGCCGCCUCCUUCAAGCACGUUUCUCCCGCCGGAGCCGCCGUGGGUCUGCCCCUCAGCGACAUUGAGAAGAAGAUUUACUUUGUCGAGGACAUUGAAAACCUGUCUCCUCUUGCCAACGCCUACGCCCGAGCUCGAGGCGCCGACCGAAUGUCGUCCUUUGGCGACUUUAUCGCUCUGUCCAACAUUGUCGAUCUCCCCACCGCCCAGAUCAUCUCCAAGGAGGUGUCUGACGGAGUGAUUGCCCCCGGCUACGAGCCCGAGGCCCUGGAGCUGCUCAAGAAGAAGAAGGGCGGCAAGUACUGCGUGCUGCAGAUCGACCCCAACUUCACCCCCGGCCCCGUGGAGACCCGACAGGUGUACGGCAUUUCGCUGCAGCAGAAGCGAAAUGACGCGGUCAUCUCCUCCAACUCCUUCAAGGAGCUCGUCUCCAAGAACAAGGAGCUGCCCGAGCAGGCCAUCAUCGACCUCACCGUCGCCACCAUCGCCCUCAAGUACACCCAGUCCAACUCGGUGUGCUACGCCAAGGACGGUAUGGUGAUUGGUCUGGGAGCCGGCCAGCAGUCCCGAAUCCACUGCACCCGUCUCGCCGGCGAUAAGGCCGACAACUGGUGGUUCCGACAGCACCCCAAGGUGCUGGCCUUCAAGUGGAAGAAGGGCACCAAGCGACCCGACAAGUCCAACGCCAUCGAUCUCUACGUCUCGGGCCAGAUUCCCCAGUCCGGUGUCGAGAAGGAGGAGUACGAGGCCAAGUUUGAGACCGUUCCCGAGCCUUUGACGGCCGAGGAGCGAAAGGAGUGGCUCGGCAAGCUCACCAAGGUGGCUCUGUCCUCCGAUGCCUUCUUCCCCUUCCCCGAUAACGUCUACCGGGCUGCCCGAAGCGGAGUCAGCUACAUUUCCGCCCCCAGCGGCUCUGUUCAGGACGAGGCUGUGUUUGCCGCCGCCGACAGCUUUGGCAUCGCCUACGUGGAGAACAACAUCCGACUGUUCCACCACUAA